AAGAAACUACACAUCUGCCACCUUCCAGGUUGCAACAAGGUCUACGGCAAGACUUCCCACUUGAAGGCCCACCUCCGCUGGCACGCUGGGGACCGACCCUUCGUAUGUGCCUGGCUCUACUGUGGCAAGAGCUUCACUCGCUCGGAUGAACUGCAGCGACACAUGAAGACACACACAGGGGACAAAAAAUUCGUCUGCCAGAUAUGCGGGAAGAGGUUCGCCAGGAGCGAUCAUUUAAGUAAACACGUGAAAACACAUGGCUCUGCUAAG
Helobdella robusta is the source of this 270-nucleotide messenger RNA. RefSeq lists its product as hypothetical. Lineage: Eukaryota; Metazoa; Annelida; Clitellata; Rhynchobdellida; Glossiphoniidae. The transcript has a single exon. The annotation marks the transcript as partial. The record is from RefSeq and is a predicted model, not a curated record. Gene Ontology annotation, biological process: regulation of transcription by RNA polymerase II. Gene Ontology annotation, molecular function: RNA polymerase II cis-regulatory region sequence-specific DNA binding; DNA-binding transcription factor activity, RNA polymerase II-specific.